CACUGAAUAUUUUUUCAAUUCAUACUUGUUAUACGACUUCGAAGCGAUGAGCUCUCAGAAGCCGCAUUUUCGAAUGUCAGCGAAAGAGGGUGUUUCGAAACGUAAAUCGGUUGAUAGGUAUGAAAGAAUUGCAAAUCUGUUAGAAUUAUUUUUAAAGGGGAAGUUACAACACAAUUGUAAAUUCACCAGUUUACCAGAAAAUUAUUUUCUAAUCGACGAAAUAAUUCAACUGCCAGAAUUUAAGAAGGAAAAUUGUACAUAUGAAGAUCUUGUUGAAGUGGUUCAUAAUGAUGCAUUAUUACGCUUCAGUGUUAGAGGAUCCAAAGUUCGCUUGAAACCACCUGAAUUAAAUAAGGAUCCUGAUGUUAUUUUAUCAAAGAAGUUAGCUUGGAUUCUACGUCAUGGAGCAGAAAAUGUUGGAUUAAAAUAUGAACCUGGUGGCUACCUUUACUUAGACAAAAUACUUGAAUUAAAACCAUUUCAAGGUGUUAAAGUUGAAGAUAUUUCACGUGUUGUCAAUUCCAAUGAUAAAAAACGCUAUGAACUUUCCGUACAUCCUGAAAAUCAUCGCCUACGGAUAAGAGCUUUUCAAGGUCACAGUGUUAACAUUGAAGGGCUUGAUAUAACACUGAUUGAAAAUCCUCAGGAUUAUCCAACUGUUGUACACGGAACUUACUUUCGUAAUUGGGAUGGUAUCCGCAGGGAAGGCUUAAAACGUAUGGGUAGAACACAUAUACAUUUUGCUCCUGGAGAAGUUGGUGAAUCAGGUGUUAUCAGUGGAAUGCGAUCCAGUGCUGAGAUUGUCAUUUAUAUUGACAUUAUGAAAGCAGUGAAUGAUGGCUAUAAAUUUUAUCUAUCAAAAAAUAAUGUGAUUCUUUGUGAAGGGAAUAGUGAAGGCUGUCUACCGACUAAAUACUUUCUUGCUGCUUAUCAACGUCGACCACGUUCGGCAGCAGAUCAGGGUAGCAGUAUUGGCUGCAGUUGUUUCUUUUGCACUCAGAGCUCCGAUUGAUUUAACCGAACUACAAUGGCCUCUUUUGUUUGGAAUGUUCAGUAUCCAGAGGUAUUCGAUAAUUUACUUUAUGCUCGAUAGAUGUAGUGGUCUGUUUGGACGAGGUGAUCUAAUAUAGAACCGCUGAUGGUUACAAUCACACUUUUAUUCAGCUACACUGGUAUAAAACUCUCACUUGAACCUUAAACUUGUCGGAUAGGUGAAAAUUUGAAUUGGGUGCUCAAUCAUCAUCUGUUGUGUAUAGAUUCGUUUUGUUAAGUAUUUGCAUUAAUCUGUGGUAUGAUAUGAUAUGGAUUUUACAGUUCUUUUGCUGUACAUCCUCUCAUAUAUCGUGACUGUUGUCUCCACUUUCAACAACAAAUUUAAUCACCUGUUUGACACUUGUAUUUAUUUAUCUAUACAUAUGAUUGAUUUUGUACUAUUCCAUCAAUUAUUGCUCUGUUUUUUGUAGAUUCUCCAUUUUCUUUACAGUAAUUUAACUACUUGUGAUUUCGUAUAAGUUUGAACUAAUUUAUAUUUAAUUUUUUGACGUUGUCUUUCAUAUAAACUGACAUUAGCGUCGUACUUUUUAAAUUAACUUGAAACAUACUACUUAUCAUUUAUAAGUAGUAUGGUUGUCUUUUUGCAUAAACAAUUGUAAUUGUUCAGAUUUAUAUCGCUUUCAUACCAUCAACUUUAGUGUUUUUUCUAUACACACUAUUUAUUUACGAAGUUUUUAUUCAUACUGAAUUAUAUUCUCCUUAUAUCACAU
Messenger RNA from Trichobilharzia szidati, 1763 nucleotides. The record is from the annotation of a GenBank genome assembly. Lineage: Eukaryota; Metazoa; Platyhelminthes; Trematoda; Strigeidida; Schistosomatidae.